Lentinula edodes (shiitake mushroom) is the source of this 1335-nucleotide messenger RNA. RefSeq lists its product as uncharacterized. The record is from RefSeq and is a predicted model, not a curated record. The transcript has 2 exons. Bases 1 to 1335 code for a protein of 444 amino acids. Lineage: Eukaryota; Fungi; Basidiomycota; Agaricomycetes; Agaricales; Omphalotaceae.
AUGGUUCGCCUCAUGGAUACUAAACCCAUCGGACAUUUCUUUGUCUUGCGGAUAUGGCUUACUUCUUUAAAGAGACUAACUUCAGUCGAAGAAGUCCCCACUACUUGUUACGUUCAAGACUCUCAAAUCGAUAACAUGUUUCUCCCUCUCAUUUGUGCCGAGUUGUUCAGUGAAUGCCUGUCUCAUAUGAGGGAGGCGGAUCUCUUAGCAUGCACAGGAGUCUGUCGGUCAUGGAGGGAGGAAGCGAAAUCAUUCAUCUUCGAGACGGUGGACCUCAGGAGAGAUGGAAGAAAACUUGCAGAAUUACGGGACUAUCCCCAUCGUAUCAAGUACAUUCGACGACUUAUUGGUGACCCCUACCACUCUUUCAUUCAUUCUGACAUUGCCCCCGGGCCAGAGCGACUUCGCGUUCUUGAAUUUCGUGGAGAUCUCCUCCUGGACACACCGGUGCCUUCAAAAUAUAUCAACGAAACCAUCUGUACUUUCAGUCCUAUCCUCGAGGUAUUUAUCUUCCACGAUUCCAUUCCGAUGUUGUACAGUUCCUUCCGCACCAUUCUCGAAUCACUUGGUCAAUGCAAAUACCUCAGGAUAUUGUCGUUGCUGCCCGCCGCUAAGCCGGGCGGAGGUUCAUGUCAAAGUCAUGUCGAUGAUGCAUAUAAUGCAUUUCGACAAUUGGCACACGAGUUGCCCAGAAUCGAGGGCAGGCCCCAGCUUCAAUACCUUCAGCUUGUCUCUGCGGAAGGACGAGACUCCCCUCAGUUGUCGACUACAGCCUGUGCGAAGGGCCCUCAGGAAAUGGAAUACAAAUGGUUGGAGGAAACCCAUUGUCCUUUCGAUCUCCAUGGCCUUCGAGUUCUUGUGGUCGGGUGUCCCUUCGCUGCCCAAAUCGUGCUCCCGAUUGUGUCGACUAGUCUAUGCAGGCUUGAAUUAUGCCAAGCUUUUGACACGCGUUCAUCUUGGUCACACUAUGAAGAUUUCCGGGCAUCCCCCAUUCAGUUACCAUCCCUGAAACAUCUCAUGCUGACUUUCUUAAUAUGCCCUUCGAGAUGGCUACUGGAUAUAAUUCAUGCACCAGAGAUUGAGACCAUCACCUUCAAAUGGACAACCAGUAUGCCACAUGCAUUUUAUGAGGCGAAUUUCAGACUUAUAGACCAUCAAAUAUCGAGAUUGGAUCCUACUCGCGUGUUUCCUUCCCAGUUGACACAUGUCGCCACAGUCACCACUUGUCGUUCGCACCCUGACAGGCAAUGGGACUUGAAUGUUUUUCCGAUAUCUUCUCAGUACGGUGUUACGGUCUCUCAUCAGCGCUUUGCUUUUCCUGAUUCUGAUAUGUAA